This is a messenger RNA of Capra hircus (goat), 7614 nucleotides long. RefSeq names its product sorting nexin 1 (gene SNX1). The record is from RefSeq and is a predicted model, not a curated record. The coding region runs from base 109 to 1677 and encodes 522 amino acids. The transcript is spliced from 15 exons. Gene Ontology annotation, molecular function: phosphatidylinositol binding. Lineage: Eukaryota; Metazoa; Chordata; Mammalia; Artiodactyla; Bovidae. Gene Ontology annotation, biological process: intracellular protein transport; early endosome to Golgi transport. Gene Ontology annotation, cellular component: endosome; endosome membrane.
CCUCGGGGCUAGUGGCUGCCAUCCCCGUUAGCUCCGCUGGAACGCUGUGCUCGCGGUCCUAUCUCUCUAUAAAGUUGUUGUUGCGGCUUCCGCCGCGGGUGGAGGAAGAUGGCGUCGGGUGGUGGUGGCUGUAGCGCUUCGGAGAGACUCCCUCCGCCCUUCCCCGGCCUGGAGCCGGAGUCCAAGGGGGCGGUCGGGGGCUCAGAACCCGAAGCCGGGGACAGCGACACCGAGGGGGAGGAUAUUUUCACCGGCGCCGCGGCUGUCAGUAAGCCCCAGUCUCCAAAGAGAAUUGCUUCCCUUCUUCCCAUCAACAGUGGCUCCAAAGAAAAUGGGAUUCAUGAGGAACAAGAUCAAGAGCCACAGGAUCUCUUUGCAGAUGCCACAGUGGAGCUAUCCCUGGACAGCACACAAAAUAAUCAGAAGAAGGUGCCAGCCAAAACACUCAUUUCUCUUCCUCCACAGGAGGCCACAAAUUCUUCUAAGCCCCAGCCAAGCUAUGAGGAGCUAGAGGAAGAAGAACAGGAAGACCAAUUUGAUUUGACAGUCGGUAUAACUGAUCCUGAGAAGAUAGGGGAUGGUAUGAAUGCCUAUGUGGCCUACAAAGUUACGACACAGACAAGCUUACCAAUGUUCAGAAGUAAACACUUUGCAGUGAAAAGAAGAUUUAGUGACUUUUUGGGUCUUUAUGAGAAGCUUUCAGAGAAGCACUCCCAGAAUGGCUUUAUUGUCCCUCCUCCACCUGAGAAGAGCCUAAUAGGAAUGACAAAAGUAAAAGUUGGGAAAGAAGAUUCUUCUUCUGCAGAAUUUCUUGAAAAACGGAGGGCUGCUCUAGAGAGGUACCUUCAGAGGAUUGUGAAUCAUCCUACCAUGUUACAGGACCCUGAUGUCAGAGAGUUCUUAGAAAAAGAAGAGCUGCCACGUGCUGUGGGUACCCAGACAUUGAGUGGCGCUGGUCUCCUCAAGAUGUUCAACAAAGCUACAGAUGCAGUCAGCAAAAUGACCAUCAAGAUGAAUGAAUCCGACAUUUGGUUUGAGGAGAAGCUCCAGGAGGUAGAGUGUGAGGAGCAGCGCUUGCGGAAACUGCAUGCCGUUGUAGAAACUCUAGUCAACCACAGGAAAGAGCUAGCGCUGAACACGGCCCAGUUUGCCAAGAGUCUCGCCAUGCUUGGGAGCUCUGAGGACAACACAGCACUGUCACGGGCACUCUCCCAGCUGGCUGAGGUGGAAGAAAAGAUCGAGCAGCUCCACCAGGAACAGGCCAACAAUGACUUCUUCCUCCUCGCAGAGCUCCUGAGUGACUAUAUUCGCCUCCUGGCCAUAGUCCGCGCCGCCUUUGACCAGCGCAUGAAGACGUGGCAGCGCUGGCAGGAUGCUCAGGCCACCCUGCAGAAGAAGCGGGAGGCUGAGGCUCGGCUGCUGUGGGCCAACAAGCCUGACAAGCUGCAGCAGGCCAAGGAUGAGAUUGUAGAGUGGGAGUCUCGGGUGACUCAGUAUGAAAGGGACUUUGAAAGGAUUUCAACUGUGGUCCGAAAAGAAGUGAUACGGUUUGAGAAAGAGAAAUCCAAGGACUUCAGAAACCACGUGAUCAAGUACCUCGAGACACUCCUGUAUUCACAGCAGCAGCUGGCUAAGUACUGGGAAGCCUUCCUUCCUGAGGCAAAGGCCAUCUCCUAAUGGAUCGAGGACACCAGAGCCGCCUGCCUGACGCUGCCUUUUUAUACACUGUCCUCCACCUCUGCCGGGCCCAGCGAUGCAUCCUGCCCAGCCUGGACUUCACCCCUUCCCUCCUGCCCCCACAACCGAGCUGUCCCCAGUCCCUCUAACCGUUACUUCACUUAGCUUCCAUAUAUAUUUUCUUACCUGAAAGAAUAGUUUCUUGCUUUAAGCAAAAGUCCUAUACUAGGUGGUGGAAUUAGGGGAUGGGGUGGAGUAUUGAUAUAAAUAUAUAAAUACAAAUGUAUAUUUUUCAGGAUGUGGUUAGGAACUGAGGAUAACGUUUUCUGUUACUCCUGACGGUGCCAUGAAAAGAUUAUGUAAUAAAAUACUUUAAAAUCGGGUCACAUGACUGAGAAUGGUGGUGCUUUUUGCUCUAGGCUGGGGAACAGUUGGGAAGCAGCUCUAAACAAGAAGUGCCCGGUAGAGUCAUGCAAUGAGUUCCUCUCCACGGGAGCUCGUGGGCCUUGGCUCCUGCUUCCCCGCAGGACUGGGGUUUCCUUUGCUCUCUCUACCCCAGCUGCCUGUUCUGAGGGUCUCUUACUAACUCUUACUCCUGCUUCUUUAGGGAAGGAGUUUUAAACACGUCUCUUCUAAUAAGAGGAACAAAACCAGUUCUCCCGGAAAGGAGGCAGACUUUCAUUUUUAUUCCUGCCCUGUUUCUCUCAGCUGCCCAGGGCUCUCUGAGAGUUUGCCUUCUGAUAGCAAAGGCUUGUGUUCCGAACUUCUUUUUGCCACCCAUCAAAGCAGGUGCUCAGUAGACUGGUUUAUGUUAAAAAUGUAAAGAACUGAUAAGGACUUAACACUUCACCCCACUGACAACAGAACCAGGCACUCUGCCUUGAGAUAAAAGUCAUCCCAGGGUUCCUAAACCUGAGUUCUGAGAAGCUUUACGGUCUAUGCUCAGGAGAGAGCAUGUCGGCAAGAGGCCCUGGUGUUAUAAGCACAAGCCAAGGGCAUUCAAAGGGGUCUCUGUGCUGGCCUGGCCAGGGAGGCCCAGUCUCAGAUGUGCCCUUGCUGGGCUUCCCCUCAGCUGUGUCCGCAGCUGCUAAGCUCGCUGCUCAGAGCAGACUGCGAAGCUGCUGUGUGGGGCAGGGCUGGCAGACUGCCUGCAGGGGAGCCUCAUACUCCUAGCCCCACCACCCUCAGAUGCCCUUGCUGAGGGCACUCCAGACCCACAGUAUCUAUCUGUUCUUGGGGUGAGGGAUAGGUGUCAAGGUUUGAGUGGGGCAGCCUGAGGCAAGAGAAGGCAGUCAAUAGCACUGAUCUCCAGUAUUCUCCAGCAUACCUGCCUGACGGGAGUGCCUAUGCUGGCAAGUAUUUUUUUCAAUAUGCUGAUUUUUUUUUUUUUUUUUAAGGAAAAGUCACUCAAUCUCUCCCUUCCCCCUAAUAUCCUUAUUACCACCUUUGAUAUUACCCUUCCAAUCUUACUUAUAUGCUUGCUCUGCUUAGUUAUAAUAAUGGACACAUAAAAUACUCUGUAUCCGGCUUUCAUCAUUCAACCCUGUAUAAGCUAUAAGCAUUUUUUCUAUCUUGUUAUGUAUUUUCACAGAUGUUUAUUUGUAACGCUCUAAUUUUAAGGCUUCCAUAGAGUGACUGUACCAUAAUUCUGACUCAUCCCUUGUUGUUGGAUUGCUGGUUUGUUUGGGAACUUCUAGAAUUUUCAUAUGAUUUUAAACUUACAGAAAAGUUACAGGAAUAUCACGAAGAACUCCCACUUACCAAGUACUUACAUUUUACCACCCCAUUUGCUUUAUGACUUACGAUUUGCUUUAUCUGUAUUUAUGUGUUGUAUUUUCUCAAUCAUUGAGAGUCAGUUGUAGAUAUUGUUACCCCUCUACCCCAAAACUUCAGUAAGCCUUUCCUUAAGAAAAAGGACUUCCUCUCAACAUUUGUAACCGUGACCAUUUGGCAGAAGUGGGAAGCAUAGCGCUGACGCCGUGCUGACGCUGACAGGAGGCGGUUAUCUGCGCGUGCCCACUGUUUAAGUUGUGUCCGGUGCCCUAGUGCUGCCCUCUGUCGUGAGUCCCUGUUCCCGAUGCAGAAUCAUGUGUUACGUUAGUUGUGAAACAUGCUUACACGUGUCUCUCAAUUCAGAUGUCUUUCCUUUUAUUACCUUGGCCUUUUUGAAGAAUACAGCCACACAUUUUGUAGAAUGUUCCUCAAAUUGGAUUGGUCUCAUGGACUAGAUUAGGGUUUGGCAUGUUGGACAGGAACAUCACAAAAGUCAUUUGUCCUCUGUGUGUCUUAAGUUGGCAGGUGAUGUUACUUGAUCCCAUUAAUAUUGACGUUAGCUCUGUGAUCACUUGGUUAAGUUCAAGUCUGCCAGACUUCCCCUUUCUAAGUUGACUUCUCCCUUUGUAAGCAACAGGUUGCUUGUGGGGAGACACUUUGAUGUCAUGUACAUACCUUGUUCUUCAUUCAGUGUGAUUUUCAACUCCAUAGUUUCUUCUACACUUGUUUGACAUUCUACUUCUAAAGGAAAGCAUCUUCCUCCCUACUUAUUAAUCUGUUUGUUUAUAGGUAUGGAUGAAUGGAUUCCUAUUUACUCAAAGUUGCUAGGUAUUGCUUUGAUUCUCAAACCAUCCCAGAUUUCUAGCAGGCUCCUAUGUCUUUUUAAUAUGUCCCUUUAAAAACACUUUCUUACUUUCUGGCUUAAGGUGUUCCAGACUUACCUUGUAUCUUCCUAGCCCCAGCCUUGGAAUCAGCCAUUUUUUGCCAGGGAAUCUUGAUUCCUUUGAAUGGAAAAUGAUCUUAAGAAAUCAAGAUCUGGGUGCUGAGUGCCCAUUGCUACUAGAAUGUCAUUGCUUCUAGGCUUUUCUUGGCAGACAGAGCAAGGAAAUAACUGUAGAUAAAGAUACAUGGAAAUAUUGAAGGGAUGCAGAUAGAUGAUAUAAAUAAUUAAAAAUCAUGAAUUCAUAGUAGCCCCGUAAAUUUUAUUCUCAUCUCCCUUUUUCAUAUUUUUAACUCUCUAAGAUAAUUUUAAACUUUCUGCUUUGUUUUGUUCCAUCCAGUGACCCUCUUGAUGCAAGUCUGUUUUUGUUAUUUCCUGGGGACAGACUCCCUUCUGUUGUCAAAGCUUCCUUCUCAGAGCUUUCCUCUGUCCCAAGGCUGAUGGAGCCAGCUGUCUUCAGGGCCUGUGCAUUUCUGUGCAGAACUUGCAAGUUAAGACCAAUAGCAGUUUACCCAUACUGAGCCAGAGGCCUGUAUGCGGGGAUAGGGCCACAAAGAUGGACUUGUUCCACUUGGAGACUCAGGAGGAAGAAAUUGGAGAAUGGGAUGCUUGAACUGUGUCUUCAAGGUGAAGAGGUUUUUGUUCCUUCUGCGGGACCAUCUACCUUCCUGUGUCAUGUCGUGAGAGGUGGGCCCAUCUAGGGAAUACCAGUGGCUCGAUGUGGCCAGAGUCAAGUCAGUGGACGGCCCGUGGAGUGAUGAGCUAAGAGCUGGAUCACACAGUGCCUAUCACCUAUGGUACACUUUGAACAUGACCCUGCAAGUAUGGGGAGCUCCUGGAAGGACUUAAGCAGGAAAUAGCGUGGUCACAUUUGUGAUGUAGACAUAUCAGAAGAUACAAGGCUGGAGGCACAGAGAGUCAGCCGGAGUGCUGAGGAGGGCAGUAGUAAUGGAGUCCGGGCUCAGGGAGAGGAGUCAGUGGCAGCAGAGAGCCCCUGGGGGCUGCUCACUGAUACGAUGAAAGGCCUUAGGAAGAGAGAGGCAGCUGGCAUGACCCAUGAGCUUCUGGCUUGGGCUUCAGGGUGCCUGGUGAGAACGGUCAUGACAGGCAGCAUGGGAGGCCAAAUAGGUUUGGAGCAAAUGGGCGGGGAAGCAGUGGUGACAGCAAGUGCAUGACCAUGUCAUUCACAUAAGAGGCUCGGCUGCGUGAAAAGGGAGGACUGUGCCGAGAGGUAAGGGAGAUACAAAGUCAAAGCUGGCUUUGUUUCAUUUAAAGGCAUGUCAGACCUAACAGGUUAACAGAAUUCAGAGGACAGAAGGGGAGUAGCCAUCAGCUAUGUCUGGGAGCACAUGCAAAGUGCACAGCGCAGGGAGCCUCGCUGCUGGGGCUGGGGAGGAAGGAUUGACCUCCUGCUUGGCAGUCCAGAUGCUCUCAGACACGGCUACGUUGACCUAUUGUGAGUCAGGUGGUUUACAGAAGAGGUGUGGAAAUGAGUCUUACCCCUCCUGCUUCCCUGUGGGCUGUUUCCCCCAUGUGUCUCUGGGCUCCGCAGUCCUGAAGGUGAGGGCUUAGAGCUGAAGAGACCCCAGCAUUCAGAAUGGGUCUUCAGCAACAGAACAGAUGCAAGGAGUAGAAAUGAUAGGAAGCGCUACAUGUGGAUGUUUGUAACGCUGAGCUCUUUCCGAGUGAUUUUCAUUCUGAAUGCACCUGUAGCUGAGAAGCCUAAAGAAAAUAAAGAAUGUCUGUGCAUCUCAAGUUUGAAAAAUCAUGAGAAGAUAGUGGAAAUCUAAAGAUGGGGCCAGGAACUGGUUGAGAAAGGAGCGUGGUGAUGGAAGGGGUGUCCUUUGCUGAGCAUGUUUAGAGCCCACGUGGGAUUGGAAACCAUGGAUUCUGAGGAACAGCAGACCCUAAGGUGGUGGGAUUUUCCCCACCAGUUCCCAGCAGCCUUUGGGAGGGGGAGGAGUAGAAAAGGAAGAGAGUGGUGAUUCCCUCCUUUCCUGCAUUUGACCCAUGCCUGAACAGGACACUCUGCCUUAAUGAGUCACUGGCUGAAAGUCUCAGCUCCACGUUGGGGAAGAGCUGGGUCAGAGCUCAGAGUUAGAAAUGCACUAGAACGACUUAUCCUUGUCUUCCAGCCCCGGGGUUGGUGUGCCAUCAUCUGCCAAUGUCUUGUGAUACCAGUUGUGUGGCUUAAUGUUGGCAAUCUCCGCCAAACAAAAAUUCUGUAAUAUUUAAUUUGGGCCUUAGGGUUAUCCAUAGGAGCGCAAUGGCUACCAAGAACAGGACGUGAUGAGGCAGGUCACUGAAGCACAAAAAGCAAUUUAAGGCAUAAAAAAAAAUUAAGACAAUAAACUCUCCAAAGUGGAACAUCUCUUUAACCUUGUGACCCCUGAAAAUAUCUGGGCUUUAAAUAGGUGCUAUGUAGGUAACUGUUGAAUGAUCUCCAACAGUGGGCUCUGCCACUUGGCCUUCACAGCCUGCUUUGAGAGGACUCCAGCUCGCCUUUCUCUGUUUAUCUCCUAGCCCUUCACAGCAGUGUGCGUACCUCACAGAAACAGACUCCACACACUCUCCUUCCUUCGCCACUGUUGUGUAGCGUAAGAAGCCUUUAUUAUCGGUGGCCUUUGCACCUGAAGCACCCUAUCUCAAGCCCUCGUCCCUCCCUUCAAUCUUAAACUUACACCUGUCUGAAACCGCCAGCCUUCCAUAUUGUGGAAGAAAGUGUGAGUAAAUAGAGAUGAGGGCACUGGUUGGUGUGUCAGGACACUCACUGGGGAUUCCCAUAGACACUUCUAGAAACCCAAGUCCAGAAAGAUGGUUAUGCAAAGAAGACCAUCAUAGCACUGUUUACAGCUGUAAAAUUUGAAAUCAAUCUAAAUGUACAGCAGGAAGGGAUUAAAUGAAUUAUGGUACAUAAUGCAAUUAGAUAUUAUACAGUCAUUGAAGAUGAUAUACAGCUAUAUUCAUUGGUAAGAACUAAUUUUUGAGUAAGAAUAGGUUACAGAAUUACAUGUAUGAUAUGGUCUGCAUUUAUAUAAAACUAUAUAUAUAUAUAUAUGAGAAGGAUGUUAAUUGAAUUGUUAACUGUGGUUGCCUCCAGGGAUGGAAUUUUGCAUUAUUUAAAAUUUUUAUACUAUCUGAUAUUGCUUGGAAUUUGUAUAUUAUUUUUAUAAUCAUAAACAUUAAAUAAAGCUAUUUUCAUUGUGGGAAAACAACCCACUGCA